AUCCCUCGACCUCCCAAUGCCUUCAUUAUCUUCCGCAUGUCGAAGUGUGCCGAUUUCACGGACGCUGGCGUCGAGAGUGACCACCGCAUCAUCUCCAAGAUCUUCGGCGAGCUCUGGAAGAAGAUGGGUCCCGAGGAGCGGGCACCCUACGUGGAGGAGGCGAAGCGGCGUGCGCGCGAGCACAAGAUGAAGCAUCCAAACUAUCGCUUCUCGCCCAAA
Dichomitus squalens LYAD-421 SS1 is the source of this 219-nucleotide messenger RNA. RefSeq names its product HMG-box. The transcript has a single exon. Lineage: Eukaryota; Fungi; Basidiomycota; Agaricomycetes; Polyporales; Polyporaceae. Gene Ontology annotation, cellular component: nucleus. The annotation marks the transcript as partial. Gene Ontology annotation, biological process: regulation of transcription by RNA polymerase II. Gene Ontology annotation, molecular function: DNA-binding transcription factor activity, RNA polymerase II-specific; RNA polymerase II cis-regulatory region sequence-specific DNA binding. The record is from RefSeq and is a predicted model, not a curated record.